This is a messenger RNA of Schistocerca americana (American grasshopper), 2082 nucleotides long. Its product is annotated as AF4/FMR2 family member 1-like. Lineage: Eukaryota; Metazoa; Arthropoda; Insecta; Orthoptera; Acrididae. The coding region runs from base 1 to 2082 and encodes 693 amino acids. The transcript has 3 exons. The record is from RefSeq and is a predicted model, not a curated record.
AUGGGGAAAAUUGGACCCCAGCCAAAACUGGCACAAAACAAAACACCAGACGGGGAAAAGACCCAAUUAAACAACACAACACCACAACUCCUCUCCCCGGCUGAACAGCGGGGACGUGAAAAGGAGACUGAAUUUUUAGCGAAAGAAAUGGCUAAAAAGAAGCUUGCCAAACCGGCAAGCGCAAAGUACUACACAGCCCGACAGAGCCGCCAAAAUAGCGCUCUGUCCGCACCACCAAAGAACAUAAAAGGCACCCGCGUCGGCAUCACGAAACCCACGCGUAAAAGCCCAAACAACCGCGUCGCGUCGACUUCCGCAUCUGCGAGCAGACCGACGAUGACAAACACCUCAGUUAACUCCACCCCACGACAACAGCAAGGGGCAGGGAGAAGGAAAUCACAAAUCCCCACAAAACUACCGCACAGUUUCGAGAGUCCCAACCGUUUUGAUGCCUUGGGGGACUCGGAUGAGGAAGGCGAGACAACCGCCACCCCAGACGUCAACCCGCCGCCGCCACCACAACAAACUCCACAAAGGGAAACAUCAACAGCUCCAACCGCUACGUCGCACGACGACAACUCGACUCCCGCCGCCGAGGGUCAGCAACAGUCCACCGACAGCGGAGAGGACGAGACAAAUCCCAGAAAUGUCCCACCAAUAGGGGUGUACCAACUAGAGGGAUACACAAAACUUAACAAAGCGAUAAAAGACAAGAUAUCAGGCCCCCUAAAGGCCAUUUUCCGGGGUGACUCAGUAAAGUACAAUUUCGAGUCCCUAAGUGACUACUACGCCGCGGCAGCCUUUCUAAGAGAAAGGGAGACGCAGCUUGACAGCAUUGAGCUGGGUUCGACCGGCCCAGGGCCGAGUAGCGUGGGGUCAGGCUCCGGCGGGAUACCUAACGGUGACAACGAAGCCGUCCUGGCCGCCCCUACACCCGGCUCCGCUGACGCUGCAGCUCCCGCUACACGUCGUAAAUCAAUGAAAUCAACAACGAAGGCGCGGGAUGCGCCGUACUCACAUGCCUCUCGCAAGCACGCGCAUCCCCCUUCGGUUACCGAUUCUGAAUCAACAGAAUCCAGGGCACCUGACAGAAAGAAACAAUCAACCGACCGUCAGGACCCUGCUCCGCCUCAGAAUACCUCCGCUUCCCAUGCGCCGACUGAUACCAGUCAGGUCGACAUGGUUGAGGCUUACGAGGUUACAGUACCGACGUCAAACAGAUACGAAAGUUUAGAUGAUAUCACACCAGCUGAACAAAACUCUGACAAUCUCCCGGCUCCUACUCCUCUCAAAACCCCAAAGGUGCCACCUAUCAUUGUUCAUGAUACAACCAAUUACCUCGAUCGAAUAAAGGAACUGAAGGGGCACCUAAAGGGUUCCUUUUCCUGUCAGUACAAAAGGGGCAAUAUCCGAUAUGAAUUCGAAAAUCCUUCCGAUUAUCGGUAUAUGAUUGAGUACCUAAAAGCACGUGCCAUUCAAUACCAUACUUACGACCUCGACCCCCUCAAAAUAUUGAAGGUCGUCGUCAGGCACCUCGAACCCACGACCCCUCCCGCUGACGUCAAGGAAGCGCUGGAGGAACUGGGCUUCACAGUACAAUCUGUCACAGUUAUGCACCAGCAGGUGCCAGACGCACAAGGAAAACUUACAGAUAUUAAAUGGCCCCUCUCCUCCACUCAUGCAGCCUCGGCGCCUUCGACGCCAGCUGCUCCACCAGUUAAUACUGAAAAUUUUCCACAACUGCGAGCACGUCGCGCCCCUACUCCACCAUCUUCCUCUGCUGCCGGCACGGGGCCGACGCCACCGCGACGUCCUGCCUCACGACCGGCGACUGCUCCCCACUCAGCUUGGGGAACUGCAAACCCCUCUCCAGAGCCCUCUGCACCCCCGCCCCCUACUUUCUCCUUCCCCUUUUCCAACCACCUUGCUGACCUUGCUGCCUUGUUGCAGCAGUUCAACAUUCCCAAAAUCAUCUCUCUUGUUCGUUCUACUAUCCAACAACUCAAUUCUGCUUCUGACCCAUUCAGUAAACUAAUGAUAAUCCUUUCUGCCUUCAUCUCCUACUUCUCAGAUGGACCCUAA